AUGUACUUAAUAACUCCUCUUAGAGACGGCAAGAGCAACGACGAGAGCGACGACGAGGACGACGAGGACGACGAGGACGACGAGGACGAGGACGAGGACGAGGACAACAGAAGCGAUGGUGAUAGAAGCGAUGACGAUAGAAGCGAUGACGAUAGAAGCAACGAAAACAAUAACGACAACGACGAGGACGACGAUAGAAGUAACGAUGACGAGGACAACGAGGUAGAGGCCGUAUAA
Molecule: messenger RNA, 237 nt
Organism: Colletotrichum chrysophilum
Lineage: Eukaryota; Fungi; Ascomycota; Sordariomycetes; Glomerellales; Glomerellaceae
Exons: 2
Coding region: 1-237 (78 amino acids)
Source: RefSeq, a predicted model, not a curated record